AGCAACAGCCCAUCAGAACUCACGCUCCUACCCGGCAGCCGGGUGUCCCCAAGAAAAGCUGGGGAGCCUGGGAGGCAGCCGGGGCUUGUGGCUGCUGGGCACCCAAGCUGACCCGACCAGGAGGCUGAGAUCUGGGCACAGAAUGGCCCCACGGCGAGCUGUACGGCUGUCUCUGAAGAAGCCCACUCAUGCUGUGUGUGUGGCAGGCGUGGAGACGCUGGUGGAUGUCUACAGUGAUGUGCCCAAGGGUGCCAAGACCUUUGGGGUGUCUGGGAGCUCUGAGGUGAAGACCUACAUGGUAUAUGACCCUGUUCGGGUGCCGGAGCCUGCAGGCCGGGCCCACUGGCCCCUGGAUGCCAAUGUGGAUGUGGUGGCGGUGGCAGACACAGCCAGUAAGAACUUAAAUGACAUCAAGGUGAAAGUGUCAUAUUUCGAGUCACAAGAGGCUGGUGCCCUGGGCCAUAGCGUGCUAUUCCUCACUGCUGUUGAUGUGUCCCUUGACGUCGACACAGGCCGCACAGGCAAGGUGAAGAAAGGCUCGGGUGACAAGAAAACAUGGCGCUGGGGCUCCGGGGGCUCCGGGGCCAUAUUGUUGGUAAACUGUGACAGAGACGUCAACCAUGGGUCCGGGGAGGACCUGCACGACAGCCAUUUGAGGUCCCUGGAGGACCUGCAGGACAUGUCCCCAAUGGUGCUGAGCUGCGGUGGCCCUGAUGCACUCUUUGAGAACCACAAGCUGGUCUUGAAGGUGUCUUUGCCUGAUUCCAGAAGACUGAGAGUCUUCUGUGCCCGGGGUGGGACCUCCGUCUCCAACUACAAACAGGUCCUAGGACCCCGUCAUCAGUCCUAUGAGGUGGAGCGGCGUCCUGGCGAGAAGGACAUCCGGUUUUACGUGGAGGGGCUUACCUUCCCUGACGCCAAUUUCUCAGGGCUGGUCUCUCUCAGCAUCAACCUGGUGGACACAGAGCCCCUCUCCGAGGUGUCACUCUUCACAGACAGCGUGACCUUUCGAGUGGCCCCCUGGAUCAUGACCCCCAACACCCAGCCUCCUCUGGAGCUGUACGUGUGCAGUGUGACAGAUGCUCAUGGGCGCAAUGACAAGUUCCUAGAGGACAUGGCCCACCUGGCCCUGAAGGCCAACUGCAAACUAGUGGUCUGUCCCCGGGCAGAGAAUCGCAACGAUCGCUGGAUCCAGGACGAGAUGGAAUUUGGCUACAUUGACGCCCCUCAUAAAUCCUUCCCUGUGGUCUUUGACUCCCCCCGAAACAGAGGCCUAAGGGACUUCGCCCUUAAGAGGAUCUUGGGUCCUGACUUUGGCUAUGUGACCCGGGAGAUCCAGUAUGCAGGCGCCUCUGGCCUGGAUUCCUUCGGCAACCUGGACGUGAGCCCGCCAGUGAGGGUGGGCAACAAAGAGUAUCCCCUCGGCAGAAUCCUCAUCGGUGGCAGCUUCCCCAAGUCCAGCGGGCGGCGGAUGGCCACGGUGGUGCGUGACUUCCUGCAGGCCCAGCGAGUGCAGGCUCCUGUGGAACUCUACUCCGACUGGCUUUCCGUGGGCCACGUGGAUGAGUUUCUGAGCUUCGUGCCCACCUCUGACCAAAAGGGCUUCCGGCUGCUCCUGGCUAGCCCCAAUGCCUGCCUGCAGCUCUUCCGGGAGAAGAAGGACCAGGGCUAUGGGGAGGCGCUGCAGUUUGACGGCCUCAAGCACAAGACAAAGAGAAGCAUCAAUGAUAUCUUAGCCGACAAGCACCUCAGGAGGGACAGCAUGCAUGUACAGGAAUGCAUCGACUGGAACCGAGAGGUGCUGAAGCGGGAGCUGGGCCUCUCCGAGAGUGACAUCGUGGACAUUCCUCAGCUCUUCUUCCUGAAGGGAGCCUAUGCUGAAGCCUUCUUCCCUGAUAUGGUCAACAUGGUGGUCCUAGGCAAACACCUGGGCAUCCCCAAACCCUUUGGCCCCCUCAUCAAUGGCCGCUGCUGCCUGGAGGAGAAGGUGCGCUCUCUGCUGGAGCCUCUGGGCCUUCGCUGCAUCUUUAUCGAUGACUUCCUGUUUUACCACCAGUUGCUGGGAGAGAUUCACUGUGGCACCAACGUGCGAAGAAAACCUUUCACCUUUAGGUGGUGGAACUCGGUGCCCUGAGCCUGCCCGGCCACCACCCUUGCUGCCCUGCUGAUGGGAGUUCCAGGGCAAGGGACACAGACCA
Acomys russatus (golden spiny mouse) is the source of this 2198-nucleotide messenger RNA. It is a transcript of the gene Padi1, whose product is annotated as peptidyl arginine deiminase 1. Bases 143 to 2134 code for a protein of 663 amino acids. The transcript is spliced from 16 exons. Gene Ontology annotation, cellular component: cytoplasm. The record is from RefSeq and is a predicted model, not a curated record. Gene Ontology annotation, molecular function: calcium ion binding; protein-arginine deiminase activity. NCBI's taxonomy places the organism in Eukaryota, Metazoa, Chordata, Mammalia, Rodentia, Muridae.